Messenger RNA from Raphanus sativus (radish), 1533 nucleotides. RefSeq names its product cytosolic sulfotransferase 15-like. NCBI's taxonomy places the organism in Eukaryota, Viridiplantae, Streptophyta, Magnoliopsida, Brassicales, Brassicaceae. The transcript has a single exon. The record is from RefSeq and is a predicted model, not a curated record. Gene Ontology annotation, biological process: sulfation. Gene Ontology annotation, cellular component: cytoplasm. The coding region runs from base 65 to 1159 and encodes 364 amino acids. Gene Ontology annotation, molecular function: sulfotransferase activity.
GAAAAUAUACCAAACAAGAUUCAAAACAAAAAAACAUAUUCUAAAUAUAUAUAGGACAAAGGCAAUGGCUACCUCAAGCAUCAAGACCAUCCCAAUAAUGGCGAUUCCAAACUUCAACGUCUGCCACAAGCUCGAGCUUCUCAAAGAAGAAGGCAAAAGCCUUGACCCGAAACGCCAAGAAGGAGAAGAAGAAGAAGGGCUAAGCUACGAGUUCCAAGAGAUGUUGGAGUCUCUUCCUAAGGAGAGAGGUUGGAGAACUCGCCACCUUUACCUAUUCCAAGGGUUUUGGUGCCAAUCCAAGGAGAUUCAAGCUAUCAUGUCCUUCCAAAAACAUUUCAAGUCGGUCCAAAACGACGUCGUCAUUGCAACCAUACCAAAAUCGGGUACAACAUGGCUAAAAGCUUUAACGUUUACACUCCUUAACCGAGACCGGUUUGAUCCGGUGGUUGCCUCGACUACCGACCACCCUCUCCUCACUUCAAACCCUCAUGACCUAGUACCUUUCUUGGAGUACAAGCUUUACGCGAACGGAGAUGUUCCUGAUCUCUCCGGUCUAGCCAGUCCAAGAACGUUUGCCACCCACGUCCCUUUCGGUUCUCUGAAGGAUUCCAUCGAGAAACCAGGCGUUAAGGUCGUGUACUUAUGUCGGAACCCGUUAGACACGUUCAUCUCCUCGUGGCAUUACACCAACAGCAUAAAGUCGGAGUCCGUGAGUCCCGUCUCGUUGGAAGAAGGGUUUGAUCUGUACUGCCGAGGAGUGAUAGGUUUUGGUCCGUUCUGGGAACACAUGUUGGGAUACUGGAAAGAGAGCUUGAAGAGACCAGAUAAAGUCUUGUUCUUACGUUACGAAGAUCUCAAACAAGACAUAGAGUCUAACUUGAAGAAGCUAGCAAGUUUCUUGGGCAUUCCUUUCACGGAAGAAGAGGAAGGAAAGGGUGUUGUGAAGGCAAUCACGGAGCUGUGUAGCUUCGAGAGUUUAAAGAAGUUGGAGGUGAACAAGGGAGGUAAAUCGAUCAAGAACUUUGAGAAUAGGCACUUGUUUAGGAAAGGAGAAGUGAGUGACUGGAUUAACUAUCUGUCGCCUCAACAAGCUGAGAGAUUGUCAGCUUUAGUGGAUGACAAAUUAGCUGGAACUGGUCUUACUUUCAGGUACUGCUGAACAAGGUUAUGCACGUCUUCACGUUUCUAAGUUUGUGUGUUGAGGGGGCCCUUUCAUUUGAAGUAAGUAUUAAAAAAAGAAGAAGUUAUAAGCAGUUGUUUUGUUGUUAUAUAGACAGAAGAAGAAAACAGUGAAGCAACGUGAAUACUAGUUUGUCGGUUUUUAUUUUAAUAACUAUCAGUGUGUUGUUAAAAAAAAAAAAAAACUAUCAUUGUGUGCCUGCCAUUAUGUUUUUAAAGAAUAAUAAUUUAUUGUUAUUGUUAAGUGUUACGGUAUAUAGGUGUAACUGAAUGUAUCAAAAGAGUAUAAAUCUUUCAUGUGUAAGUUUUCUAUAAAAAAUAAAAUUUGUAUUGUCUAGGGUAAGAUCAGAAACA